Messenger RNA from Juglans microcarpa x Juglans regia, 384 nucleotides. RefSeq lists its product as uncharacterized. NCBI's taxonomy places the organism in Eukaryota, Viridiplantae, Streptophyta, Magnoliopsida, Fagales, Juglandaceae. The record is from RefSeq and is a predicted model, not a curated record. Bases 1 to 384 code for a protein of 127 amino acids. The transcript has a single exon.
AUGGACUUUGUAAAGUGGGGCAAAUCCCCUUAUAAGAGACAUGGUGGUGCACCCCACGGUGUCUUACUGGUCGUGGUGGUGGCCCUCAUGUUUGUGGUGUCGUCCCUCGUCGGUGACCGGGGUGAGGCCAUCACUGCUGCCAUCUUCGAGCUGCUAAGCCCUGUGGGCCUUUUGCUCCUCCCCAUCAUCCUCCUCCUAACCAUCCAGUUCCUCUCCUCCAAGUGUGACUCCUUCAUCUUUAGCAUGUUCUCGAUCGACGAGCUCGACACCAUUUACAGGGUUAGCAGUUCACCGAUGGGAGUCGUGCUCGUUCUGAUCAUUAUUUUGUUCCUCCUUUAUAAUUGCGUAUCGAUCUUCAACGGUGGCGAUGAUUCUGGUGAAUAG